AUGUUUCGACGCCUGAGCAGCAGUCUUCCAAAAGACCCCGAAUUCCCUUUGGAUCUGAAGGGGCUUGGGUAUGUUGAUAAUUAGGUUGAUAUCAGUCAUCGCCGAUUCAUCAUUGCCAGUUGCCGUGCAAGAAAGCCCGAAGGGAAAAUCCUAGCCUUUAUUUAAGACACGGAUACUUACAAUCUUAUGAUACAGUUACUUUAUCAAUGACAAGGACGAGAUACGCCAGAUCGCCAAUCCGGAAAAGGAAUUCGAGUUCUUUAUCACCAAGAAUGAGCGGUACAAUGAGAGACACCGCGAGGCAAUGCACAUUUGUCUUCGACGCAUCAUCUUUGAACGUCUUUCCGCCCUAGGUCUCACUCAGCUUCGGCUUCCACGCACUGCUGGGCCAAAAGAAAAACAUAUCCCAAUCCUAGCCAGUAACGACCUCGAAGCACGAGAACGCAUCAUUCUUGUGUUGAAUGAAGCAAGUCAAGAUCUAGGUAUCUUUGCAUGGAGAGACACCCGAUCCGAGCGGGGCGGUCUUGCCGUCGGCAGUGCCAUCGACUUUGUCAAAGAAGUCAUGUGUCACGCCUCGAACCCUUGUCCCAAGGGCAAAGCCACGGCAGACAUCGUCAAGGACGAGCUCCAAGAAGUAGAAGAAGUUGUGCAGAGCGCUGAAACAGCUGCUCGCAUAGUCUAUCAGGACGUCAGCGACUCUCCGGGCAUCGUCAUCGCUAAUCCAGGCCAAUUGAUCUGGCAUCGGCGUGGGAAGCAAGCCAUGACGCUGACAAGCUGGUUUUCGUUACCUCGCAAGUCCGCUGUCCACGGACCAAUGCUCGUACAUGAAGUGCACAACCGCGUCCCGGGCCAUGAGGACUAUGCUGCGCAUCUGGGAAGUGUCUUUAAAGAUGUUGUCGAUCCUUUGAUCUUUGGCAGGCCGGAUGGUGGAAAACUUCCUGCAAUCGACAUUAUUGCUCUGACAGACGGCGCUCUAGAGCUUGUGAGAUUUCUCGAUGACCACUGGAGCCGCUACGAAUCGUUUAUCAGCGCUAUCGCUCUAGGCGGGCCAUUGCAUAACAGCAACACUAUCACCAACUCAGCAUUCAGGAAAUUUCUCUCCCGCAGAGCCCGAGCUUAUGUAAUAUCUCAUUUACCCGCAGGUACUCCAAUUGACGGGGCAUUUUACGGCUGCAACACGUAUUCGUCCGGCGAGGCAGAAAUCGCAGAGUGUGUCAUGGGUAAAUCAUAUCCGAUGAUGCUCGAUUUCUUUGACGAAGUCGCCAUGAACCCAGAAGGGUACGCUAAUCCAGAGGUUCUAAUUUUUGAGAAUGAGAAUGAAGAAUGAAGGACGAAGGAUAAAGGAUAAAGGAUGAAAUGAGUCUGACGCUCAGACUGUAGGUGGAGGUCAGGCGAAGGAACCCCGUCCGUGAUGGCAGCGUGUUGAGCGCUACCGCAUUUCUGUAUUUCGCCCCCAAAAUCGUUGCAUAGUGCCUUCAUGGCAUCAUACUUGCCCUUUCAUUGCAAAUCAGCAGCAAUUUUACUGAGAGCGUGUUCUCCAUUCCGUUCAAACAAAACUUUUGUUCUCACACAAUACUUUGCUGGAUCAUCCCUUGAGA
Molecule: messenger RNA, 1598 nt
Organism: Xylona heveae TC161
Lineage: Eukaryota; Fungi; Ascomycota; Xylonomycetes; Xylonales; Xylonaceae
Exons: 3
Coding region: 305-1327 (340 amino acids)
Biological process (GO): regulatory ncRNA-mediated heterochromatin formation
Cellular component (GO): nucleus
Molecular function (GO): siRNA binding
Source: RefSeq, a predicted model, not a curated record